This is a messenger RNA of Caenorhabditis auriculariae, 3148 nucleotides long. NCBI's taxonomy places the organism in Eukaryota, Metazoa, Nematoda, Chromadorea, Rhabditida, Rhabditidae. The record is from the annotation of a GenBank genome assembly.
AUGAAACGAGGAAGACUUGCGGCUGCGGCGACGUCAGUUUCAUUUUAUCCAUAGAGCACAAAUGCUCAAUUAUUUAAUUUUUUUGAAAACGUUCAAAAAUCCAUAUUUCGGAGCACGGCGCUCCCAAACGGAGUGGGAAGUCAUCAAAAAAAAUUUGGCGCGAAAAUUAAAAUCUCAAGAACGCAGCCAAAGAUGAUCGAACAAACAAGUUAUAAACGUUGAAUACUCAGUAAUGACGUCAUUUUAUCAGGAGCGCGCACUUACUUUUUUUUUUGUAAAUUCAGAAACCUUGACGUCUCGCUCACCUUCCCUCUCCCCAUCAAGAAUGCCGUGCGGAGAAAAAAAAAUUUUAAAACCAAAAAUAAAGGCGAAAAGUAAAUUUUUUUUCAGCAAAGUUGUUCUACAGAAAAUGCGGAGUUUUCUUUUUCGUUUUUCUUAUUUUCGCCAUUUUUUAAUUUCUAAUUUUUCUGAAAGCUCCCGGAAUCGGAUAUAACUGUAAAGUUUCUUUAUUAUCAAAAAAAUGUGACGAUUUUUCCGAAUUUUUAAUCUUUUCAACCUGCACAAGGUAUCAAAAAAAGCAGGUAUUUAUUGAAGUAUUGAAGGUAUCAUGGCUGGAACGUUCUGGCGAUGGGCCAACAUCUUGACGAUUUGGCUGAGAGGUUUUUAAAAAAAAUACGAAAAACAAUAUUUUUUUCCAGUUUUUUUCAUCGCCGCCUUCCAAAAAUGGCAAUUUGAGUACGAUGAAGGCGCAGUACUCGACGAGGUUUUCUAAAUAUUGAGAAGAAAAUCUUGGAAAAAUGUUUUUUUCCAGAGACGAAAAACUUCGUGUCAUCCGACCACUCGUUUUUGUCAGGGAAAAAGCGCUUCGCCAAUUUUCGGCGGAUAAAAGUUGAAUUUUUUGAAAUUUAGGAAUUAUUUAAAGAUUUUUCAGAGCUACCAGUUGUGGCUGAGAACUGUCCGGCUUGUUUCAAUCAGGCCACGGAAAGGCACAGGAUCAAGCAGGUAUUUAGAAGAAAAAAUCGAGAAAGGUUUUAGGGAAAAGUUGCCAUGCUUUGAAGACCUCUGAUUUUUUUUUUUUGAAUUUUUUCAAUUUUACCUUUUUUUUUUCAGUGAAAAUCAAUCAAAUUAGAUCGAAUAAUAACAACUUCUUUGGCUCUAAUUUUUCGUUUUAACUUUUAAAAAUAAAUGGCAUAUUUCUCACGUGAGAAGUGUGUGAGGUGAACAUCGCAUAUAUGGUUAAAUACUUCGUGGAAUUCAGUCCCUGGUAUAAGUGUUCGAAAAAAAAAGAAUUAUCUGCUAAGCUCCAUAGGGCAAUGAGAAAUAGCUUGUCGAAAAUGUAAUUGUUGAAGAUAAGAAAGGUUUUCCUUUUUUUGUGUAAUUUGUGAUUUUCUCAUGUGAUUCUUGUACUAGAACUUUAUAUUAUUGAAUUUUUUCAAGUGGUUGAGUUUGAAUUUUACUUGAAAAGCCUUGAAAUUUCUUUUCCGUUCAUUCUCUCCUUUUUUUAACGGUUUUAUUGUAGAGUUUGUACUUUCAAACCUUGCCUUUUCUUUGACAAAACCAUAAGAAAUUUUUUUUUUCUUAAGGAAAUGAGUUUGUUUUGGAAUCGAUAAGCUUCAAAAGGCUCCACGAAGAUAUUGGAAAAGAUUUUACCUACGAAUUUUCCUUAUUAUAUUUUUAAAUUUGUCAUUUUUAAAAAAAAAAGCCAAUUUUUAACCACUGAAACCUUAUUCUCGCCAUCAAGAAGAAUUUCUUUCACGUGUUUCCUAUGAUAUAGUAAAUACCAGUAGACGUUUCAAAAAUCGAAAAACCGAGGAAAUUUUGAGCCAUUACCGUUCAUUUUCGACAGUCUAUUUCUCAGUACCUUAUGGCGAUUAGCAGAUAUUUCUCCUUAUAUUUCAGCACUCGUACAUAAGACUGAAUACCACAGAAGUUUGGACCAGAUCCGUGAUGUUCACCUUCCCUUGUCAAAUGAAUUAUUUUUGAAUAGUCUUCUUUUUUUGAUAAUUAAUUUUUCAAGUUGAUUUUUCAAUUAAUUCUCGACAAAGUUAUUAUUUUUUUCCUGUUUUGCAACUGAAAAAAAUCUCGGUUUUUCAAUUUUUUUUUUUUUUUCUUCACAAACCGCCAAGUAUCUGAUUUUUAUCUAAAUUUCAGUGAAAUUCUUUUUUGAAAACAGUAAUCUGCAUUUUUAAGGCCUAUUCAGAAUUCUCGGCUUUUUUCAGUUUUUCAAUCAGUUUUGACAACAUACCUGCGAACUUUUUCAUUAUUAUAACUGUCUGAGAAAGUUAAUCGAAGAUUGCCCAUUUUUUCUAAAAUCACCAAAGGGUUCACUUUUUCAUUCACCAAACAAGGUAGGUCAUUUCACUUUUUGGUUGGGAAUUUUCUGAAAAUCGGUUAGUACACUCCUUGCUGUACCAAAAGUAGAUUUUGAAGGUCUCAAUUAAAAAAAAACUUUUUUUUUCGAGAAACGACAUCUAAAAGUCAAAAAAACUCUUCAAAAACUGGUGAAAUUGGAUAUUUUGGAGGUUUGAACCCUUACUUCUCUGAAACUAAAAGUUUUUAGAGGUCUUGAUUUCCAAGAAUUUCUACUAGUACACCAAGGAGCCUCCUGACCAAUUUUUUUAAAAAAAGUUCUAAACGGAAGUAAAAUGAGCUCCCUUGUAGGUCCAUGUUUCAUCUUUCAUUCAUCGAUUUGUAAUUGACAGAUUUCCCUUGAAUGAAAUAGUUUUUUAAUAUUAUUUUUAAAGAAAUCUUGAUUUUUAAUUUUCACCUGCAGUUGAACUCCAAUUUUUCAGCUUCUGGCUCAGCAGGAACUCAUUUUCCCAGACUUGUUCAACUCCCUUCGAGGAGCCCUUCGACCUCUGCUAUUGGUGAAUUUUCUUUGGAAAAUUUAGUGGCCACUUAAGAGGUCCCUAAGGUGGCCACUGAAACUAGAAGCCACUGUUUUUCCUUUUAGUGAUCGCUGUAGUGGCUAUCUGUUCGGCUAUUAUAGUGCCCACUAAAACGUCAAAACUCUAUAGUGGCCACUAGAAAUUUCGCCAGUCAUUUUUCCAAAACUAAGCUUUGAUAUUUCCAGGUCGACUCCGCCCAUACAAGCGAAAUGCGAACCCAAGCCGUUCAGAAUAUUGUUCGAGAUAGUUGGCUUUGUUGA